CUGAUGCUGCUGCUCGGCUCGGCUCGGCUCGGCUCGGCUCGGCUGUUUGGUAGCCAGCCAGCUAGUCAGUCACUGCAGCUCCGCGUUAAUGAUCACAUUUGUGAUGUAGGUCGUGUUGUGUGGCGGCUGACGACCACAAGACGCCGCGGUAGUGGAUGUUUAUGCGCAAUGAGCCGCAGACAGUAACGUUAGUUAACGCUAACUAGCGGCGGUUAGCUCGCUAACGUUCAGCAGCGUUUUGCUUUAUUUUAUUUUUUAUUAGCGAUAACCACUUCCGUCGUCAUGUUAGUCCUGCUUUCCAGUGUGGAUGCUUUAGUUUGUUGCGGACUUACUUCCCCCCUCGGGGCAGAAAUAACCGACGGUUAGCGCCUCCACCAGCUCUCAACAAACAUGACUCACACACACUGAGCUAGCAGGCUGAUUGGCUAAGUUAGCCUGCCGUUAGCAGCUAACUUAGCUGGCGAUGCUAGUAGCGCCACGCCGGUAGGCUGCUGAAGCAAUGUCCGUCCGAUGGAGCUGAAGUGUUGCCCGGCUUGCCGAAGAUGACGGGUCACCUGUGCCGGGUUUUUUUGCCUCUCUGUCAGCAGGAGGCGGAACAUGGAAGCCGAGGAAGAGUGGAACAAAGACCUGAGUGCGCACAAACUACUGGAUAAAAAGGUGCUCUGCAAGCAGAAUGGAAGGAUCGGUAUAGUGAGGACUCUUCACAGCCUGUUGAAACCUCAGAACACACUGCAGAUUCAGUCCAUCACCCGCUCAGAAUGUGCUGGCUCCUGUCCAAAUCUGAUGAUGAGUAGGAGCGAGCACGCCGAUGCAAGGGCCGUCCCCGUGGCCCUCACCCCCCAGCUCCCCCCCAGAGCUCACCGGCCCCUCUGCAUGUCGGUCUCCUCCGACAGCAGCGGACGCUUCAAAGCUCUGGAGACGCAGGAGUGGAAAAACAACCUCAAAGCUCAGAUGGAGCAGGCACACAGUGCAGGAGCUGCAAGCAGCACAGGUUCUCUGGAGCGAGCGUCUUUAUUCUGCGCCUCGGCUUCCACCGCGGCGUCCACCUCCGCCCUGUCCAGCCCAGUGGAGAUCCUCAACAAGAGCAAAUCCUCCAGCCGCUUCUCUCUCUUCUCUCCGCCCUGGAACAGCAGCUCUGAGUCCGACUCCAACCCUCCAUCCCGCUCGGGCUCCAAGAAGCUGCGUAACUACAGCAGGAGAGCCGCCACAGGGCCGGCCGGUGCCAGGGGCCCAGAUACGCCUGAGCCCAAACCCAGUGGCCCUGAACACUUCCAAUAUUCUGAACCCGUCAUCUCUAAGGUGACAGACUACAUCUAUGUUGGCAACCUGAAUGCAGCGUACAACGGGCGCACCCUGUGCCGCAACAACAUCGACAGCAUCAUCGACAUGAGCAGUGUGCCGGGAGAACCGGGCCCAAGCCUCAACCUCAUACCGUGCACCUGCUCUCGUGGCACCCGCCACAGCUGGUCCCGCCUCAAGGUGGACAUCGGAGACGUGCCGGACGCUCUGGGCGACGGUCCGGCCCUGAAACAGCGCUGCUUCGAGGACAUCAACGAGUGCAUCAACGCCUCCACCGAGAAGAGGAAGCGCGUCUUGGUCCACUGUCGGGACGGUUUCUCGCUGGCGCCGACGUGUAUCAUCCAGUACUUGAUGGUGAAACAGAACAUGAGGCUAAUCGCCGCCUACGAAAUACUGAGGGCCAAAUACCCGGUCAACAUCAGAGAGUGCCACCAAAACGUGCUGGUGAGCCUGGAAAGGGCUCUGCGGCCCGGAGGCAACGUCGACCCAGAGUGCUUCAAACAGGCCAUCUCGCGCAAAGUGGCGUGGACCUGACUCGGUUUCCCAACAUGCUUGGCUUCUGCUCAAGGCUCUCUUUAUUCCUCCAUCCUCCCGUGGUAUUACAUAUUUUCCUAAAGACAACCAAGGGCAGCUGUACUUUCCCCUGUAGACUGGUCAACUGGAUAUUAUUGUCUCCUCUUGAGUUCAGUGGUUGUAAAAGUUUGGUGUAAUUCCUCCUAUGAACCUGUAAAUGUGACCUGGCUGUCAUUAUGCCCCUCCCCCUCACCGAACAGGAGACGCAAUAGACUUCACUGUAAUGUAAACAGCUUCUUGGUAUAACGAUGUAAUAGUGUUGGCUGUGUAGUUGAUAUAGUCCUGCUUCAGUUCUGUGCCAUGCCGUCGUGGUGGUGUUUUCUAUCAGGGGAAUUUCAUAAUGGGAGAUCUCAGGAGAUUAUUGAUGUCAUUCCAGUUCAGGGUGGGAUAUUACUCGUUAGAUUAGCUCCCGUUCACAACUGGCACUAAAAUGCAUCUUGGUGAGCAGUGUGUGUGUGUGUGUGUGUGUGUGUGUGUAUAGCACACGGGGUUGGGUUAUAUGUCCAAAAGGGCUGGAAGGCUCUGUGCAGCAGGCCAAUGUGUGAUAGACGAGUGAAAUUGGAAAGCUCAUAUGGAAACUCGGUUGAUCAGCCUGACCAAUGCAGGGUUUUUGGGAGGGAGGUAUUUGUUUCUUGAUGCACAAAAAUGCUCCAGUUGGCGCUUUGGCACUAAAUGUUUAGAAAUGAAGUAUGACAUGCCAAAGUGUGUUCCAGCUGUCCGUCCACAGGGGAACACUUUAGGCUAAUACUCACGUUCCACAUCACUUAGUAUCCUUAAUACGGCUAUAAUCAAUAUUUUAGUCAUUAAAAUUUUUGUAAUUUCACAACUUCGUUAAUGUUGGGUCGCUGCCGCUCUUUUCUUAGACCCCAUCCCCACUGCUGCUUUUUUGUUUUGCACCUCCCGUCCAGACUAAAACGGCGCAAACGAAGACCUAAAACGGAGAAGUUUGAAAAUGCUUUUAGUGCUGACGGGCAAAAACGGAGGGCUUUAGAAACAGUGACGCAGAAACUCACGUUUGGCUCUCUGAUUGGGUCUCAUAAGUCAUGCAAAACAGAAACAUGAUGCUACUGACAGAGUUUUUGAUUUGGUAUUUCUAUGAAAAUAUUCUGUACCGUGCAAAUAACACUUAUAGCCUACGCUUGUAUUCUGCUUGUCACCGUUUACUUUGCGACGACUCCCAGUUUGUUUUCCACCGCCACAGUCUCUCUUACCUCCCGUGUUCCAUUCAGUAACAGUCUCAGUCGUUUUUAGAUGUGAUCAGCUGUGAUACACAGCUAAAACGCUGGUGUGGACGGAGAUCGUGUUUGUUUUUUAAACAAAAAUGGAGUAGUUUGGAUGGGGCCUUAUACGCUCUCUUUCGCAGGAAGGUAUACGCGUGUGUGUGUAUAUAGGUAUAUAUCAGUCAUUUUCAUUUUUGGCAGCUUUUCCAAGAGUGUAAAAAAGAGCCAGAGCGAUGUAACAUUAUCUAAUUAAGAUGUAAAAAUCAAUGUUGGUUCUACAUUGACGGUUAUGUUAUCUACGUGGAUAUCAAAAUGACAAAAAAACCCACUAUACAAACAAAAGUGAAGUAAGGUUGGAGGCGGCGCUAACGUUACUGUGGAGAUGACCGGAAGUAAAAGUCGCACUACAUUGUUAAGGGCUGAAUUCUGUUUUUAAAAGCAGUUUCACCUCCCUCACAGAUAAAAUCUAAUUUCUAAUGUGAACGUGAAAUCGCUUGAGAUGCAUUUCAGAAAUAUGAUGCCAAGUUUGAACCUCCAUCUGUUUCAUAUCGACUAAGGUCUGACACCGUUUGUUUGGAGCUUUUGGUUUUUUCCCCUAAAAAUCUAUUUUGCUGGUAAAAUGGUUGUUUGAACGUACUAACCUUUGUUGGUGGGUAAAAACAAAACAAAGCUGCGCCUCCGCUGCUCAUGCUCUGAUGAUCGGAGGACGUUCUCCUGAUUUGUCACCAUUGGAUUUAACACCACUGACUGGAUUACAUUACUGAUUAAUCCGCUUCUAUUGCAAGAGGGAACUUUGCACACGGACAUGUUUUAACCCGAGUCUGUUGUUUGGGACCUUUUCACGCUGUUUUUCUUUCUGUAUGUGUGUUUUCCAAGGUCAUACUUAAAAGGAAGAUGAACGGGCCAGCCUGUCCUCUGUGAGGAAGACUGUACGCCCAUUUUUCAGCCACGGUUUGUUUGGUUAAAUCUCUUCGGUUGGUGCUCAGACUGUGGCUGUGUUGUGAAUUUGAACUUCAGUGUGCGCAGUGAAGCUGGGUGAUUGUCAGUAUUAGUGAAUCAGUGCCACUGUACUGCGAUUCAGGGUUUACACUGCAAGAGAUGAUUUGCACUACUCACGGGGUUGUCCAAAAAUGCAAGGUAUUGCCUUUUAUUAUUUUAAUAUUGUUUUUAAUUAUUAUUUUGGGAGUAUUGCUGCGAGUCUGACGGUUGCCACGUUUACAUGCUCAUUAGAAUAACCAGAUUUAAGUAAUGGUUUAAUAAAAUGUGUUUACAUGGUUCACCCGAUGUGAUUUCCCUGUUAACCUCAGUUUACAUUAUUUUAUUAAUUAAUGUAUAGGACUGUUUUUUUAUUCUCAAUAUGAUUCUUUUUUCAAUUUCUUGUACUUUUGUCCCCCUAUUACUUUAUUUUGGUCCCACAUAACUUUACCCAAGAACAAUUUGACCACUGCCAGCUAGGGCUGAGACUAAUGACUUUGUUCAUUAUCGUUGAAUCUGUGGAGUAUUUUUCGAUGAACUGUCUAUAUUAGGGCUGCAAGUUAUGAUUAUUUUCAUUGUGGAUUAUUUUCUUGAUUAGUUUUUUUGUCUAUAAAAUGUCAGAAAGAAAAAUAUGACCAUUAGCGUUUCCUAAAGCCCAAGAAGACAUCCUUAAAUGGUUUCCGGUUUACUGUCAAAGAGGAGAAAAGAAACCAGAAAAGAUCUACAUUUAAGAUGCUGGAAUCAGAGAAAUUUUCUUUAAAAAAAAUGACUCAAACCAAUUAAUCGAUUGUAAAAAUGGUUGCCGAUUAAUUUUAAAGUUGACAACUAAUAGAUAAUUUGAUUCAUUGUCGCAGCUCUAGUCCAUAUGGCUCUUCAGAUCUCUCUCUCUCUCUCAGGUGACCCACAAUAUUCAGCUUACAGUCAUAAUAAAACAGAAAAGCAGCAAAUCCUCACAUUGUUUAAUAUUUCUGCUUUUAACAAAUGCCGUAAAGAUGAAUUGAUUACGAAAAUUCUUGCGGAUUUAAUUUUCGUCUAAUUGAUUAAUCAAGUAAUAGACGGUCCCUCCUUUCUACUCCAUGGGAUCUUAUUUUGGAAAAUAUAUGCGAGAGACAACUAAUUAUUUGAUCACUUUUGAUUUGUUCCCCGGAACGAUGUUCCUCCACAGAAGCCAUGGUGCUGUUUUUUGUAUAGAAAGACCACUGCAUCCCAGAUAGAUGUUGUAAUAAUUCAAUAAUAAUAAGAUUUCACACCAGAUUAUAUGUGAGCAGCAUUUCCUCAUCUGCUUUAUGACGUUUGUCCAGGUGAGAGCUGUGUCACUGAACCAGAUAUUGGCAAUAAGACGAGCGCUGAUUGGUUGGACGAUCGUAGUGUUCUCACUCUUGAGUUUUUCAUUUCCUCGCAAAUUAGUAGGAAACUGACUAAUCGUUUUUUUUUUUCCCCACAAGGAGCCUGAAAAUGUGUCCAGCUUAAGUUUGUUUAGAUACCAGUGCCAACAUGAUCCACACCAGUUACAGAAGGCGGUUCCAAAAUCAAAUGGUUCAGGCCAGGUUGGUUCUGCGAAAGGGUUGGGUUACCAAACGCUACAUGUUUGGUUCAGGUCCAGUUUAGAAGCUCUGUUGUCAGAGCUAAAAGUAUAAAACACACACCGAGACACACAUUAGCCCAUUGUUGGAUUUUUACCCUUGAACCGUAUUUGUUCAGUAGAGACACUUCUGCUCUUAAUUUGUUACUAAACCAGAACUAGACUAGGUAACGGUUAAAUUAAGCAGCUAAAUCUUUGGUUCAGGUUGGUGGUUAAAAUGUUGGUGAUGAUUGAAACUGUUUUUGUUCUGUUAAAGAAGAAAAUUUCCCCCUUGGUCGGAGCUCAUCGUGAUCUUAAAAUUGAAGCUGUGUCGUCAAAACAUUGUUUAGGUAAAUUGCUUUAGAUCCCUCAUAUAAAACGCGUCACGCUCUGAAUUUUGAAGCGGUUUCAUCAAAACUGGACCCGACAAACCAACACUAGGAUUUUUUUCUUGAAUUAUUCAAUAAAUUGAGACACUUUUAUUCUAAUUAAGUUUAUUACCUAUUCGUGCUGCAACUAACGGCUAUUUUCAUAUUGGAUUUCGUCUGUCGAUUAUUUUCUUAAUCAGUCGAUUAGUUUUUAGGUCCAGAAGAUGUUUCCCAAAGCCCAAGGUGAUGUCCUCAAAUGUUUUCUUUUGCUGUCACAGAGGAGGAAAGAGACCAGAAAAUAUUCACAUUUGAGAAGCUGAGCUCGGAUGAUUUGGUGAUUUUUUUAUUUUUUUUAUUUUUUUUUUAAAAAGGACUCGAAUCGAUUAUCAAAAUAGUUGGCAAUUAAUUUAAUGAUAACUUAUCGAUGAAUCGACUAAUCGUUGGAGCUCUAAUUCAGACAAAUCAGGCUAAAACGAGCGCAUGGCAAAAACCUUCUGUCCCUAAAGAUCAUGCAAAUAUUGAUUUAUUGUCUUGAAAUGGCAACAUGAGUGACAUCUGUUUUUAGAUGCAUUUGUUUAUUUUGAUAUUUGUUGCCCCCCAGCAGCACAGUUAAGUCGUCAUGUGAGCGGUGUGGUGGGAGAGGAAGUAUGGUGCCUUCAUUUGGAGUCGUCUCGUGACCGUACGGUGACAUUUGCACACUUUGUCUGAUUUUAACUUCUCUCGAUAUACAUGUAUGUAAAAUCUUGAAUAUUUUUUGAUGUUUUCUUUUGAGCAAAAAAAGUGUGAAAAUGACAUUUGUGUAAAGUGGUCCUUGCUGUAAUAUAUUUGCUAGUCAUUCGUGUACAGUUCCGGUGUUUUACUAAUGCAGGAGGUUGAUGAGACUGAAGAAGAGGAUAUGUUUGUCAACACGAGGCACUGUAGUAGGCAGAGUAUUCGCAUAUUUUGGUUCAUCCCUCGUUGUAAAUGCUCCCGAGUCAAAGGCACGAUAUCGAACUGAAUAGGUUUUCUAACUCGUUCUCUCAGGUGAUUUCUCAGUGGCCCAGAAUGUUCUCAAUGAAUAUGAUACUCAGAAAUGUGAAGCGAUGUGUUUCUCAUGUCAUGUUUCUUAAGUCGAGAUUUAAUUUGUACUGUUGAAAUAUUAAAGAAAAGGAUGUACUUAA
Molecule: messenger RNA, 7156 nt
Organism: Micropterus dolomieu (smallmouth bass)
Lineage: Eukaryota; Metazoa; Chordata; Actinopteri; Centrarchiformes; Centrarchidae
Exons: 4
Coding region: 598-1833 (411 amino acids)
Biological process (GO): protein dephosphorylation; negative regulation of MAPK cascade
Cellular component (GO): cytoplasm
Molecular function (GO): protein tyrosine/threonine phosphatase activity; MAP kinase tyrosine/serine/threonine phosphatase activity
Source: RefSeq, a predicted model, not a curated record